AUGAACUGGAGCUGCCAUUGCCAGCUGAUGUCCUGCUCUCCCUACUGCACCUCCCACCAGCAGAAGCUCAUCAAAAAGCUGCAGGUUGAGAAAGCCUUUCAGGAGGAGAUUCAGAGUUUUCAGGAGACAAUGAAGAGCUUUUGGGAGAAGAUCAAGGGCUUUUGGGAAAAAAUCAGAGAUGUCAAGAUGGCCAUCCAAGCCUUCUGGGAGGAGAAGUCUGUCUGGGAGGAGGAAGCUGACUUUCGUGAGAAAGAAAAGGCUGUUCAGGAGGAAGCAGAAGCCUUCUGGAAGGUGUAUCGUGACUUCUGGAAGGACUAUAAUGCUUUCUGGAAGAAGGAUAAGGGUUUUUGGGAAGAAGAUCAGCUCCUCUGGGAGAAAGACAGUCCUCUGGAUGAGGACAGAGUCCUAUGGGCAGAAGAAGCAUCUCUGUGGGCAGAUGAAACAGCUCUCCUGGAAAAGGAGUGAGCUGUCUGGGAAGAUGAGGAGGCCCUCCAUGAAGAACAAAAAAUCGUCAAGGAGUAUGAAAUGUUCAUCUGGGAGGAGGCCUUUGGUCCUGAGAGAGAGGAUAUCUCCAGGGAUGACACCGUCCACAGAGGAAAAGCAUAA
Chroicocephalus ridibundus (black-headed gull) is the source of this 606-nucleotide messenger RNA. It is a transcript of the gene CCDC70, whose product is annotated as coiled-coil domain containing 70. Lineage: Eukaryota; Metazoa; Chordata; Aves; Charadriiformes; Laridae. The record is from RefSeq and is a predicted model, not a curated record.